This is a messenger RNA of Penicillium verhagenii, 1575 nucleotides long. Its product is annotated as glycosyltransferase family 69 protein. Bases 1 to 1575 code for a protein of 524 amino acids. The record is from RefSeq and is a predicted model, not a curated record. The transcript has a single exon. Lineage: Eukaryota; Fungi; Ascomycota; Eurotiomycetes; Eurotiales; Aspergillaceae.
AUGUCUUCUCGCCUUCUACACCCUGACGAGUACGAGCUCGCGUCCCGCUCUUCGAGUGACUCUGAUGGGACCUUCAACCUAGAUGAUGCCGAUUUCGAAGCUCAGGUGCCUUCUUUCUCCCGCAUCCAUAGAGCCGCAGCGGGCCGAUUCUCAUGGCUGCGUGGCAUCUUUUCAACUCCCUUAAAUCGCUAUCGCCGCCUGAAAACCAAUUCACGACCCACCUUGAGAUCCUCGUCGCGCCCAUGCCUUCCGCGCAUCUUUUUUCGUCGCCGAUGCUGUUACCUUCACGUCAUUUUUGGAAUCAUUCUCGCCCUCGUUCUUUUGACCUCCAUCUUUCGCCCGUCCUAUACAAACCCACCUGCGCAUUACGCCACUCUUCGUGCAUCUGCACGGGGUACGAAUCAUGCUGGUCGCGGAAACCCUCGCAACGAAAAAGUCUUUAUCGCAGCCAGCUUAUAUGAUCGGGGUGGCGAGCUCGCUGGAGGUCAGUGGGGAAUUCAGCUACUCCAGUUAGUUGAUAUGCUCGGCGAUCAGAAUGUGUUCGUGAGCAUCUACGAGAACGAUAGCGGAGCGGAAGGGGAAAGCGCACUACGCGAACUGGAGAAGCAGAUUUCUAGCCGCAAAGAGAUUGUCUUCCAGGAGCAUCUGGAUCCCAAAAGUCUACCAACCAUUACCAUCCCGGGCGGCGAUCAACGAGUCAAGCGCAUCGAGUAUCUAGCGCAAGUCCGAAACAAAGCUUUAAAGCCUCUUACCGACGAUCCUAACACUCAUUACGACAAACUCCUCUACUUGAACGACAUCCUCUUCGAUCCAGUCGACGCCCUUCAGCUAUUAUUCUCAACCAAUGUCAAUGAAGAUGGCGUGGCUAACUACCGUGCCGCCUGCGCCGUUGACUUUGAUAAUCCUUUUAAGUUUUACGAUACAUAUGCUACCCGGGACCUCCAAGGAUACAGCAUGGGCCUUCCAUUCUACCCCUGGUUUUCAACGGCUGGUAACGGUGACAGCCGAAGGGACGUUCUUCAAGGAAAGGACGCUGUGCGUGUCCGUAGCUGCUGGGGUGGCAUGGUUGCCUUCGAUGCAAAAUACUUCCAAAGUCCACUUCCCGAAAGCACCUCUCCAGCACGCUUCCGAUCAGGCGCGGAUAUGUUUUGGGAAGCAUCUGAAUGCUGCUUGAUACAUGCGGACAUUCAAGACCCUCAGACCAAUGUAGAUGCGAUUACAGAGACGGGCAUCUACAUGAAUCCUUUUGUUCGGGUCGCGUACGAUUCCCGGACACUCUCUUGGCUUGGUGUGACGAGGAGGUUUGAGAAACUCUAUACCUUCCUACACAACCUGGGUAAUCAUUUGGUUGGCCUUCCCUGGUAUAAUCCUCGGCGAAUCGAGGGGCCAGGGCAAAGUGUGCAAGAGACCGUUUGGGUCCCUGAUGUUGCCCAGGUCGGCGGCGGGUCUUUCCAAGUGAUUGACCGCAUCGCUGGCAAUGACGGGUAUUGCGGCCGUCGAGGCUUGCAGGUAAUUGUCGAAGACCGAAAGCCUGGACAGAAAGGUUUCGAGAGUAUUCCUGUGCCACCGAUCUAA